AUGAAUCGGAGAUCAAGAAAAUCUGCACCACGUCCCCUCUCAGCAAGGAGAUCAAGGACAGCUGUGUCGGGCCUGCUUUCAAAAACUGGCACAUAUCAAAAUCAGGCCUUUAUGAAGAAUUUAGCCACUGCAUUUGCCAAACAAAAUAAUGCCUCUGGAUUUGCUAACACCAGCGCCCCUGCAUCUGCCAUGAAAAAUAAUGCCUCUACAUUUGCUAAAGCCCCUUCAUUUUCCAUGAAUAAUAAUGCCUCUGCGUUUGCUAGCGCCCCUGCAUUUGCCAUGAAAAAUAAUGCCCCUGCAUUUAAAUCCUUGCUCACACAACCAAACUAUAGUCCGGCGUUUGCAGCUCAACUACCAAACUAUAGCCCGGCAUUUGCAGCUCAACAAGCAAACUAUAUUGCAGCUCAACAAGCAAAAUAUAUUGCAGCUCAACAAGCAAACUAUAGCCCGGCAUUUGCAGCUCAACAAGCAAACUAUAGCCCGGCAUUUGCAGCCCAACAAACAAACUAUAGCCCGGCAUUUGCUGCCCAGAAAGCAAACUAUAGUCCGGCGUUUGCAGCCCAACAAGCAAACUAUAGUCCGGCGUUUGCAGCCUAA
Medicago truncatula (barrel medic) is the source of this 597-nucleotide messenger RNA. RefSeq names its product nuclear pore complex protein Nup58. The record is from RefSeq and is a predicted model, not a curated record. Bases 1 to 597 code for a protein of 198 amino acids. NCBI's taxonomy places the organism in Eukaryota, Viridiplantae, Streptophyta, Magnoliopsida, Fabales, Fabaceae. The transcript has a single exon.